AUGUACGGUACCGAGUGCUGGGCCGUCAAAAAGCAGCACGAACAAAAUAUGCACACGACUGAAAUGAAAAUGCUACGGUGGGCAGCCGGAGUAACAAGAUUGGACAGAGUGCGGAAUGAAUAUAUCCGAGGCUCUUUUAAAGUUGCUCCCAUCGUGGAUAAGAUGGUGGAAAGUCGUAUGCGAUGGUACGGCCAUGUAAUGCGACGGGACGAGAACAACGCUGUAAAGAAGGCCCUAGCUAUCCCGGAUAAAAGAAGAGGUAGAGGACGACCGUGCGCCACGUGGUGGACAACCGUUGCUAACGAUCUAGAACGAGCUCAACUAGACAAGCAGACAACCCAAGACCGACUGACUUGGCGCCGUAAAACGAGGAGGGCCGACCCCAAAUAA
Molecule: messenger RNA, 390 nt
Organism: Cydia strobilella
Lineage: Eukaryota; Metazoa; Arthropoda; Insecta; Lepidoptera; Tortricidae
Exons: 1
Coding region: 1-390 (129 amino acids)
Source: RefSeq, a predicted model, not a curated record